This is a messenger RNA of Mesoplodon densirostris (Blainville's beaked whale), 2639 nucleotides long. It is a transcript of the gene STX1A, whose product is annotated as syntaxin 1A. The record is from RefSeq and is a predicted model, not a curated record. Gene Ontology annotation, molecular function: SNAP receptor activity; SNARE binding. NCBI's taxonomy places the organism in Eukaryota, Metazoa, Chordata, Mammalia, Artiodactyla, Ziphiidae. Gene Ontology annotation, cellular component: plasma membrane; endomembrane system; presynaptic active zone membrane. Gene Ontology annotation, biological process: exocytosis; intracellular protein transport; synaptic vesicle fusion to presynaptic active zone membrane. The transcript is spliced from 9 exons. The coding region runs from base 25 to 795 and encodes 256 amino acids.
GGUGCCGCUGCCACUCCCGGGAGCAUGAAGGACCGAACACAGGAGCUCCGCACGGCCAAGGACAGCGAUGAUGAUGAUGAUGUCACUGUCACCGUGGACCGAGACCACUUCAUGGAUGAGUUCUUCGAACAGGUGGAGGAGAUCCGCGGCUUCAUUGACAAGAUCUCAGAGAACGUGGAGGAGGUGAAGCGGAAGCACAGCGCCAUCCUGGCCUCCCCCAACCCUGAUGAGAAAACCAAGGAAGAGCUGGAGGAACUCAUGUCUGACAUAAAGAAGACAGCAAACAAAGUUCGCUCCAAAUUGAAGAGCAUCGAGCAGAGCAUCGAGCAAGAGGAAGGCCUGAGCCGCUCAUCCGCUGACCUGAGGAUCCGAAAGACACAGCACUCCACACUGUCCCGGAAGUUUGUGGAGGUGAUGUCCGAGUACAACGCCACGCAGACUGACUACCGCGAGCGCUGCAAGGGCCGCAUCCAGAGGCAGCUGGAGAUCACCGGCCGGACCACGACCAGCGAGGAGCUGGAGGACAUGCUGGAGAGUGGGAACCCUGCCAUCUUUGCCUCCGGGAUCAUCAUGGACUCCAGCAUCUCAAAGCAGGCCCUGAGCGAGAUUGAGACGCGCCACAGUGAGAUCAUCAAGCUGGAGAACAGCAUCCGGGAGCUGCACGACAUGUUCAUGGACAUGGCCAUGCUUGUGGAGAGCCAGGCUGCUUUCCCGAAAUCCUGCCCUGGGCCCCCUCGUAACCCUGAGGGGGGCCCUCUGGAGCUCGGGUGCCCCUGGCCCUGCAGGGAGAGAUGAUUGACAGGAUUGAGUACAACGUGGAACAUUCGGUGGACUACGUGGAGAGGGCUGUGUCUGACACCAAGAAGGCCGUCAAGUACCAGAGCAAGGCUCGCCGGGUCAGUAGCCCCAACCUUGCCUGAGCCCACGUCCUCAUGCACGCACAGAGCCCCCAGACCGUCACAAAGCCCUCCGCACUCUGCCUGCACCCUCCCUCAGCUCUGACCAGAGCCUCCAGCGCCCAGUUAAAACCCCACCCAGAUACGUUCCAGGCCAUCACUUCCUCCCUCAUUCAAUCCCCCAGACUCUCCAACCCUUAUCCCUCACCAGAGCCCCUCCCCAGCCGCCCCACAGCCUCAAAGCUCUGCGCAGAGGCCCAGCCCCCCUCCUGGCCCCACCUCCGCGCUGAGGCCUCUCCCUGCUGCCCUGUGCAGAAGAAGAUCAUGAUCGUCAUCUGCUGUGUGGUCCUGGGCAUCGUCAUCGCCUCCACCUUCGGAGGCAUCUUCGGGUAGAGACCACCCCACCGCCACUCCGCCCUGGACGGCCCAGCCCAGGAGGCCGCCUGGCUGCUGCCACCUUCUGGCUCGAGCCCUCUCCUCCCCACCCCAUACCGCUCCUUUCUCUGCACAGGGCCCCCCAUCCCCACCCUGCCCUGAGCCGUCGUGUGCAUGAUCUUUGUGACAGUGUGCGUCUGUACAGAGGAGGCAGAGGGGAGCCAGGCUGGGAAACAGCCAGCCCGGUGGGGAUGGGCCAGCAAGGGACAGACUCAGGCCCUGGCCCAGGCCACUCCCCUUAUAGGCAGGGCUGCCUGGGGUAGUUAGCCAUGCUCCCCUCCCCCGGCCUUCAGUCAUUCCACUCCAGCCUGGGGUCUGCCCUCUCCUGGGAUCAAGGCUCUCUGGACCCCAACCUUGCCUCCUACUGACCAGCCCCAUCUGCCCCAUCCUGUGUCCUCUCCAGCUGUCCCCAUAAGCCAAGCCCCCUGAGGGCUGGGGACCAGCUGGCCACAUGGUGCUGCUUUUCAGGUUCGGGGAAGGGUGGCCCUGAGAGACAGCCCAGCUCUAAGCCUCUAACAGCCACUCACUGCCAGGGAGGCUCAGGGUGCCGUGGCCGGGUAUGGCUUCUGGCCUCUGGCCAUGUCAAGACCAGGCUUCCUCCCCUGCCUCGGGGCAGAGUCCAACAGGUCUUCAGCUGCCUCAGCCUCCCUUCCCACAUUCCUACAGCCCCAGGAGCAGCAACCCCUUUGGGCUACGCCUGACCCCAGGUAAUAUCCUGGAAGAGGCUGACUGGUGCCUGGUCUCCAGCCACCCUCGGAGGUAGGGAGGCAGAGCAGGCCCCGGCCAGGCCUCUGCACGGGUAAAGCCCACGGCCCGGGCCAGCCACUCUCCCCGGCAGGCCCUAGUCAGGUCCUCAAGCCAUUGUGUGUUGCAUGUUUGGGACAGUGGUCCCUGCUCUCUUGUGCUCGGGAAGUCAGCGUCCCUUCAGGCACCUGCAAUCUCGUCCUGCCCUUGCUGCCCCCCACUGACGUGCCACGUGGGUGUCAGGUGUCUGGGAUGCAGUGUUCAGCAGCCAGCCAGGGAGGGGCACCUCCCUCCUCCCCACUGUCUCGGGACUUCUCAAAUCUGAGAUGUGCCCCCACCCAAAACCCGUCGCCCGCUGACAGGCAAGGAGCAUGCAUGCGAGCGCAUGCGGCAGGGGCCGGGGCCAGGUCUGGGCCCCGCCUUCCCUCGGCUUUGCUCCUGCCCAGUGACUGUGACCGCUGUCCGUGUUGCCUUCUUGAACAGCGACUCCCUUCCCCCUCCUCCACCCCUUCACCAAAGGUCUUGGUACAACCAGCUGCCCAUUUUGUGAAAUUUUUAUGUAGA